Phycodurus eques (leafy seadragon) is the source of this 6334-nucleotide messenger RNA. RefSeq lists its product as uncharacterized. Gene Ontology annotation, cellular component: nucleus. Lineage: Eukaryota; Metazoa; Chordata; Actinopteri; Syngnathiformes; Syngnathidae. The record is from RefSeq and is a predicted model, not a curated record. The transcript is spliced from 12 exons. Gene Ontology annotation, biological process: regulation of transcription by RNA polymerase II. Gene Ontology annotation, molecular function: transcription cis-regulatory region binding. Bases 477 to 3308 code for a protein of 943 amino acids.
GUUCAGCCUCGCGCAUGCGCACUGAACAAACACACGUAACUGAAACACACACACACACAAAAAGAGAGAGAGAGGGAGAGAGAGGCAGCUCUGGGAUCAGCUCAACUAUUUUUUGUUUUGUUUUGUUUUUAAUUUCCAAAUGUAACGCGACAAUAUUACCCACCCGGCUGCCCUUAUGGUUCCCAUAGCAGGACACUCCAUUGAAUUUCUUUCAUGUUUCAUUUUUAAGUCCAACCAAGGCGGAUUUAUCGAAUAGCUCGCUCAUCCGUAGAGGAAAUAUUUUUCUUUCGGUAUUUAACAUUUUAAGUUCGCAAACUUUGGCCACACCUAGAUCCUGCCCUAUUUAAAUCCUAAAAAAAAAAGGAAUUUUUUUUUUUUCUCUCACUGGCUUGAUGGUGGUGCGUUUGUUUGUGUGACGGCGAGUCCCGGCGGUGUGUAACCGGAGAGGGGCCUCACAGAGGGAAUGCAGGACUGCAAUGGAGCACAAUGCAAUACAGUGGUUAGGUGCUCCUUCCUGCCAGAGAGGCAGCUACGCCUUCUACAAGUCGGUCGGCAGCAAGACUCGAGCCGACGGCCCCAUGCGGGUGUGGCGGCUGGGCGAGUUUUACUUUGUUCGCUGCGGGCCGGGCGAUCCCGUGUGCAUCGCUGAGGUGACCUUACUAUGGGAAGACCAGACGCAGCGCCACCUCCUGGCCAGCGCCAGACUCUAUUUCCUGCCUGAAGACACGCCGAAGGGUCGAACCAGGGAGCACGGAGAGGACGAGGUUCUCGCCGUGUCUCGAAAGAUGGUGCUGCGGGUGGAGGACCUGGUGAGGUGGUCGUGCGCCGAGCCGGCAGAGUGGAGCUCCAAACCCAAGGCGGCGCCCUGCAUCGCCAACGGGCUCCACAAACCCGCACAGAGCGGCGACACCGACGGCAACACGACAGACUACAAGCCUCUGAAGGACAAGAGCGAAAAUGGCGUGGCCGAAUGCCAGAGUGUCAAAGUCCUCAGCUACCCGCAGUACUGCCGCUACCGCUCGCUGCAGAGGCGCAUCCAGGACGGCGCCCGAGGCCCGACGCUCCAGGACGCCCACCUGUUGGCUCUGGGCGGCGUCAGGGUGACGCCCAGCACCCGCUUGAUGUACUGCAGGGACACCUUCAACCACCCCACGCUGGAAAGCAGCGUCAGCUUCUCCUGGCAGUUCCGGUGCCCAUCUCUUAGCCUCCGAGGACGACCUCGCAAGAGGCGAGGCCGCGACGGCAGAGAAGGCCCGACCGCUGGUCAGUCGGAAUCCUGGAUUGAAAGGAUGAAGGAGAACGUGAUGGGCAGCGUGGAGGCGGGCGGCGAGGGCGGCUGGCUCCCCCACCCCGAAGAGCAGCUGUUCCUGGAUGAGCUCUUCGCCUUCAUGGAGCGGCAAGGCUCGCCCAUCCACAAAGUGCCCAACCUCGGUUUCAAGAAGAUCGACCUCUUCCUCAUGUACUCGGUGGUCAGACGUCUCGGAGGCUACGAAAAGGUAACGUCAGAGCGCAUGUGGAAGGUGGUUUACAACGAGCUGGGCGGAUGUCCCGGCAGCACCAGCGCUGCAACCUGCACAAGGAGACACUACGAAAGGCUGAUGCUCCCCUACGAAGAGCACCUGAUAGCUGGAGGCAUGGAAAUCAAAAUCCCACAAUGCACCCUGCCCAUGAAGCCCAGAGGCAUCCGAGGGAGGAAGCCGCUCCCACGGGGCCGAAAACCCGGACCCAAAGUCAAAGCCAAGAUGGCGGCCACCCCCCCGAGCGCCAUCACCACCGCUGACGGCGCCGCGGUGUUAGUGAAGCGAGGGCGAGGCCGGCCGCCUGGCAAGCGCAACAAGGCCACGCUGCUCGCUCAGGCCAAACUGCUGGCUCAGCAACAAGCCAAAGUCAAAGCGGAGUCUCUGAAGCCUCUCCUUCCGGCCCGGGGCAGCGGUGGAGUGCCGCCAAACAGCAGCAGCACGCAGCAGGUGUCGCAGCGUCUCCCUUCUCCCUCCCUGCAGCCCAUCCAGCCGGCCCUCCUCCCCGUCAACAUGCCCCCCACCCCGGACCUCUCCCCCAUGUCCACCCCCUUCCUCCCCUUCCCGCCCAAGCCAAAGGAGCCCAAGGAUCGGGCCGGGGAGUCCGCAGCUUUGGCUCCGGGCGUCCUCAUCUCCGCGCUGCCUCGCCACUUUGUGGGCGGAUCGCUGGGCGGAUUCAGUCCCAUCAAAGGUCUGUGUCCCCUGGACGUGCUGAGGAACUGCGUGGGCUUCCAGAAGGUCCUGGAGAGCCCAGCCCUGACGCCCCAAGAGCCGAGUCAGCCGCAUACUACGAUCUACGCCCUCCAGCCUAAACACAGAAGCCCGGAUACCCCCGUGCCGAGCGGAGACCAGCCGCCGGCCCCGGCCCUCCCAAUUCAACAGCACCGGAACCCGUUGCCGGGGCGCAACGUGGACGAGGACGGCCAGAGGGGAGGGGCUCGGGAUGCCAGGAACCGUCACCCUUUGCCCCCGCUCCGGGUUCUACCUUUGGACCUGGACUGUAGUGUACAAGUGCGACAGCUGAUGAGGACUCGUCUGGGCUCGACUCAGUUCCAAACCUUCACCCGCCGGUUGUCCGAGGCCCUCUCCCAGGACCUGAGCGCCAAGCCGCCCUGCUCGCCCAUCACGCCGCCGCCCGAGCAGGCCCUGCCCCUUAACCUCAGCAAGCGCUUUACUCUCAAGAGACCCGGGACGGACCCGGUCGAGCUCGGUCGAGCGACCACUAACGGAACCGCCGACGAGCCGUCUCUCAAGAAAGUCAAAGCAGACUGCCUGGAGCGUGCUGAGGACUUCAGCCCGGGCGGGGGCGGCGGCGGCGCCGGGCGCCGCGAUUCGGGGUCCACUGGCCGCGAGGGCCAAGAACUGGGACACAAGAACCAGGAGGAACCGGCAGACCUGAGCUCGCCUAGCAGGAUCAGGGCUUUCCUGCUCGGCCUGCCGCCAUUCCAGGUGAAACUGGACGAGGAUCUGAACGGGAUGAAGUUUGGCAAAGUCCUUCCGUCGGGCUCCGGCGUGGAAAGCCAGAGGACCGUGACAGUUUUGAAAGACGCCGAAGCGGCGAUAACGGAGACAAGCGACCACAAGUCAGAGUCUGUAACCAAACAGGUAGGAAAUGUCGAAAUGCUUAACGUGGACGUCAAGGACGAAGGGAACGCUUCGGUGGACAAAAUGGAGGACUUCGGCGAUCAGAUGAUAGCCAGUGUGCAAAAGUGUGAUGUGGAGACCUCCCAGGGCCACCCGAGCCCCGUUCUGCCCCAGACCAGCGCUCUGGUCCUGGCCCAGCAGAGCUGAAGAACAUCCACCCACAAAACUAUGAGCCACAUUUAUUUGGUUUGCUUUUUAGCAUAAGCGUCCCAGCCUGGUUGGGAGGGAGGGGCCAACAUCUGAGCUCAUUAACUUUUGUUUUUGUGGGGUUUGAUCACAUUCUUACAGUCUCACAGACAAUCACAAACCAUUUCUUUCUUUCCAGUGAAGUAAGAAGCAGAGACUCUUGAACAAACACUGCCACGUAGCCCUAACCCUUCUCAUCCAUUAUUCAAAAGAAAUAUUGAAUAAGAGCUAUAAAUAAAUAAAAGCUAAGUCUAUUACGCAUAUGGGUGAUGCUAUGCAUCGAGGCGUCAUAAUGAGCAUCUGUACUGUAUUCCGGUAGCUUAAAAUUUGAAAUUGUACUCUACUUCUGUCGAGAGAAAGUUAUUUUCUGAUAUAAAAAGAAAAGAAAAAAAAACGACAACAAAUGUUCCUCGGGAGUCUUCGCAUAUAUCUCGUUGCGUGAGGCGCUCCCGUAGUCGUGCUCGUUAGUUAGCUAGGUGUUAUAUAAAGUGUACUAUUCAUUUGCUUUUCCGACACGUACGUGCCUUAAGGGGCCCGCGGUCAUCGCCGGCUUCACUUCGCUUUAAAGAGAUACCUUGACGUCGGGUCAUUUGGCGAGAGAGAUUGGAUCCAUUGUGGGGCCGUGUUGAUAUAGGACAGUGUUUCGCAACCUUUAUUGAGCUGAGGCACAUACACCGCUCAUCGGAUUCUGGUUGAAAUUGAAAGAUGAAUUUUAAAGUCACUAUAACCUUUUGUUGGUGAACUUCACGUUGACCGUCGCGAAACUUUCGAACGCACGUCCAACUGUUCAAUCUUUCUUUUUCAUCAUUUGGGAAAUUGGAUAAUUUGAUUGGGAAUCGCUGACACAGCCCUAUUCAAAAUAUUCACAAAUGCAUGAAAAUUUUCCCCACAUUGGAUGCUGCCAAGAUAAAAAAAAGUGAGACUUCACAUGUCAAGGUGUCCCUUUCGUCUCUGCCUUUUUCCUUUUGAAAUCAUCCGUUUAACUUUAUGGUUCAAAAUUUGCACACCUCCAUAUUUAUAUGCCUGUCAUGCUUUUCUUUUUCUCUCUUGAGCAGCGGAAGCCUCGGCAACUAAUGUUCAGCCUUCACGGUUACCUGGUGCUGUUUGUUUCUCGUCAUACAGCGGUUGCCAUAUUGUUGCUGCGCCAAAGCGAAUAUAAUAUCCAACACUCAAACCUCCACAAACACUACAAACGACAACCCAAAAUCUUUCACAUGCGUUGUCUAUCACAAGAUAGUGGAAUACUUCCCAUUUGUCUUUUUUUUUUUUUUUUUUUUUUUUCACUCCCCAUUACCUUUGGCUACGCAUUCAUAUUUAAUGUCGCCCUGCGUCUGAUCAUUUUACGCAGGGAUAAAUAUGGAUGAUUCUUUCUGCAGUUUAAUUUUGUAUUUAUUUAGAGUGAAGAGUUAAGGCGGCGCGUGGCUACUAUUGCUGAGCUGAGAAUAAACUUGUAACAUUACGUGAAAAGUAAAGAAAAAAAGUUGCAAUGCUACGCAAAAAAAUGGGAAAGAACACGUUACAAGAAUAAAGUAAUAUUACGAAGAAAAACUUUGAAUUACAUUUUAUGAGAAUUUUAUGAGAUGAAAAAUAUAAUAUGUUGUAAUGUUAGGAAGAAAAAAAUAAAAUCUAAGAGAAUAACGUCACAUUAGCAGAAAAAAAAACCAAUAAAUUUACUAGAAUAAAGUCAUAUUUACGAGAUUAGUUCUAAUGUUAAAAUAACCAGUAAUAUACACCCCAAAAUACAGGAAAAAAGAUAUAUAUAUAUAAAAAUAUAUUACGAGAAUAGUGUAAUAACGUUGGGAGAAAAAAGUCAUAAUGCUAUGAGAAUAAAGUUUUAAUAUUAUGAGAUAUGUAAGUUUAAAAGGGGAAAAUUUGUCAGAGAAAAACAAAUUUUAUUACAGGAAUAAAGUUGUAAAUUUACGGCAAUAAAAACGUCAUUUUAUAAGAAACAUUAUUACAAGAAUAAAGUCGUAAUUUUCUGAGCAAAAAAGGUGUCAAUUUACAAGAGAAUAUUACAGGGAAAAGAUUUUACGAGAUCAUACUACUAAGUCGUAGUGUUUGGAAGAAAACGUUUAUAUAUUCGUGAAAAAAAUAGUCAUACUUUAAUUACAAAAAAAGUAGUCAUUUUAGGAGCAAAAAGUUAAAAUGUUACACAAUUCUUAAAAAUAUUACAAGAACAUUGUUGUAAUAUGAGACAAAAUAUUGAAUUCUACUAGAAUUAAGUUGGAAUUUUAUGGGAAAAUGAUAUUUAAAAAUGUUGGAAUGUUGUAACACUACAAGAAUGGAGAAGAGACGAACUCGCGAGAAAAAAAGGCGCAACUUUUGCUCGCUUUACAAUAGAAAAAGUCGUAUUGAGAAAAAAGUGUCAUCAUUUUCAUAAGCAAUACUCAAGUUUAUUUACCCUUACCUGUUAUGAUUGUGCGGGAAUUUUGGACCACAUUACUAUGUAACUAAAUAUUCUCAUAGCCAUUGUUGUUUUUCUUGUAAUAUUACAAAUUUAUCCCCGUAACAUUGAGAGGUAGAAGUAUUUUUUCUUGUAAUAUUACAAAUUUAUUCCGAGAACAGUAAGAGGUCUUUUUUUUUAUUUGUUUUUUUUUUUGGUACUAAUAUUACCAAAAUGUAAUAUUGCCAAACUUUAUUCGGGUAACAAAUUAUAAUUGUAGUUUAUUUUUUCCUCUUUAAAAACAUGCAACUUUAUUCUCCUCUUCCUUCUUCCAUACGGGACCUAAUUGUCUAAAGUGGCGUUUUUUUGUGCUUUGAGAAAGAAACAUAACAGCCACUUUAAUACGCGCGUGCCAUUUUCAUUUUGUCUUGUCGCUACAGCAAAAACAUUUUGUUGCAUCACGUUCACUCUUCAAGCUACUUUGUUGCUUUGACAUUGUCGCAGCAGCUCACUGGGUGCCAGUUGGUUUAUUUUUUGUUUUUGUUUUUAACAUUCUUGCAUGUUUUAUGUUGGACGAUAUGCCACUGAGGCUGAACGCCUGCUG